Messenger RNA from Rotaria sp. Silwood2, 609 nucleotides. Lineage: Eukaryota; Metazoa; Rotifera; Eurotatoria; Philodinida; Philodinidae. The record is from the annotation of a GenBank genome assembly.
AUGGACUGUGAAAGUAUUUAUAAUUUGCUUAUACGUAAAGAAAGCUGCUGGAAGCAAUUUGGAUUUCCCGCUGUUAUUGAUGAUAAAGGUGCUGUAGUUACAAAAUUAGACAACUUGUCUCGUGUAGCAAUUGCUAUGCAAAUAAAAAAAGCACUUGAACCUUAUGGUUUUACCUGUAUAUCACAACUAAAUUUUGUUAAUGACAGAGAUUCAAAUUUUAUUAAAGCACUCCAACCGUAUUCACCAAUAAAUCGUGUACGUCAUAGGCUAAAUAGUGUUAUCAACUCAUGUUUUUAUCAAACGGGCAAAAUUAAACGUAAAACCGAUAAUGAUAUUCCAAAUGAAGCACUUGAAUUAAUUUAUUCAUCAGAUUCUGACGAUGAUACUGAUAAUUAUGAUCGCUAUGCUUUUGUAGUAUCUUCAUUUGGGUAUGACUUAGCUGAUGUCGACUUGAUUGAUAUUUCGUCAUCUGCAAAUAAUACUCUGAAAUCAAUUCCAUUUUUUAAAACUCUGAUGAAGUUUUUGAGAAAAAAGGUAAGAGUUAAACCACUUAUUCAAAUGCAGUUGCUAAAAGGUAUGAUAAAAAAUGUAACGAUCAGAACCAACUGA